Messenger RNA from Ruditapes philippinarum (Manila clam), 2043 nucleotides. RefSeq lists its product as uncharacterized. Gene Ontology annotation, cellular component: endoplasmic reticulum. The transcript has 2 exons. Gene Ontology annotation, biological process: GPI anchor biosynthetic process. The record is from RefSeq and is a predicted model, not a curated record. Lineage: Eukaryota; Metazoa; Mollusca; Bivalvia; Venerida; Veneridae. Gene Ontology annotation, molecular function: catalytic activity. The coding region runs from base 188 to 1369 and encodes 393 amino acids.
CACUUCCUUGAAUGAAUUUUAGCUAUGUUAAGUGAAAAUUAGGUUAGUCCAUUAACGGUGGCGUAGGGAACUGGACUCGAGGGUUCUGUCGGAGGGUCGGAUAUGAUUAGAUGUAGGUUUUUUUGACAUUAAAGGGAUUUAAUAAAUAUAUCAGCCCUUAAAUUGUCAGAGGAGGGCGUCAGGCAAGAUGAACAUCACAACUUGCAUUGGGUUAUUUGUGAUUAUAUCCUUAAAAUGCUUUCACGCGCAUGCCCAAUUCGGUCAAUGUCCUGUGAGAAAAGUCCUCACCUACAACACUGCUCUCCUUGACCAACCGCUUUCAAGUGGUCUUCCAAAUAACCGCUUACCGCGCCGGGAAGCAAUAAUCAACGAACUUAGACGCUUGGAUGCUGACGUCGCUUGUUUACAGGAAGUCUGGAUCGGACAGGAUGUUGAAAGGAUCGUGUCUGAGCUUUCAGACAUGUAUAGCUUCUCGUAUAGCAAACUUCAUAUACCAGGGACUCUUGGUGGACAUCUGCCUGAUCAAAGUGGCCCGAGCAUGCCGCCGUGUGACAGAUAUACAGCAACCCAAUUCCAAAGGUGUGUACAACGGAACAGAUGCAUGAGAAGAAGUUAUGAUAAUGCACGAACAUACUCGUGUAUAAACCAUCACUGCUUCUUACAGUAUAAAUUAUUAUCACAAAAUUGUGUCUCGUGCAUGGCAUCAAGCUGGCAAAAUAUUCAGACUGUGGUUCAAAAGUGCGUAGGUGUCGGCCUUCCGGGUAUAAACAUGCGUACAAUUAACACCCCGGGACUUUUAUUACUAUCUAAGCGACCCCUUAUAAACGCAAAGUAUUCCGAUUUCCAUCCGUACACUAAGGAGCUUAUAGAAAGAGGCUAUAUAGAAGCAGAAACUGAAGAUCUUGGAAAAUUCGUCUGCACGCAUACCACUCAUAAUAUACCAUAUUAUCCGGAAAUGGAGCUGUCGCGAAUAGGUGCCUUUUCGACGUUUACAGAACAAGGGCGGUCUGAAAGAAUCGAGUUAAUCCAAAAGUUUGGUCAUAAGAAUAGAUUAGUUCUUGCUGGUGACUUCAACGUAGGGGAUGCCUUUGGUCCAGUGAUAAAUAAAGAUCUUCCACAGGAAUUUAACCUCUUAGCAAAGUACUUUAACGUUAUGCCCGUUAAAGAAUGUACAUUUUGUUGGCCACAUGUGAAUAUUUAUACGAAAUCAGUGGAAGGAAAGGUUCAAACAAUUAUUGACCAUGUCUUCCACAAAGGUCAUAAAGUUGUAGAUAUGUCGAGGGUGAUAAAACCAACCGACGCCGACUUGUACGGUACGUUUCCUCUCUCUGACCAUAACGGAGUUAUGGCUACAUUUUCAUUAUGCUGAUUCGGUAUGAAAAGAAGGUGUUAAUGCCUGGCAAACUGUUGAUGAAAUACAAAAGACAUUUAAAGAUCUCAUAUACAAUGCAUUACUUUGUGAUAAAGGAAAGGACUCUCGAAGCAACACUUCCAUUCAUGCUUUCUUUUUGUUGCUGUAAAUUACGUCGUAUUCUUGCUUUUCUUUAGGAAUUUUCAGCGUUCAUGCAUUUCUAGAAUUCGGGAUGGAAUGCUCAUUUUCAUUAUCUGAGGGGCCAGUAUUUAAGUUGGACAACCUCAUAACGUAACAGUCAAAAUUGGAAAACUUUAUUACAUUUGGUGUUGAAUGGUGGCACAAGUUAUAUAAAGUUUAACAGAUGAAAAAGAAUAAGUUAUCAUUUUCAAAUAUUGAUCUAAAGGCUUAUAUAAAUUAAUAUUAUUUGCUCAGAAUUAUCCAUAAGCUGUCCAUAAUUUACUCAAAUGUUAAUAUGUGACAGACUUAUGGACGUAAUUUUAUGACAAAUAUUUCUUAAUUCCAAUUAAAAAUAUUUAAUUCUCUUUUUUAAUGGCGGCUAUGUGUAUAUGCUUAAGUUUGUUAUUUAUUUUUUGCACAUUGUAAAGCAAUCGCAUUGUAUGCAUAUAUUGCACUACACGUAUGUUAACAUAUCUUUGCCCCAUCAGUGUAAAUUGACCAUACAUUCCUUC